Molecule: messenger RNA, 2997 nt
Organism: Phymastichus coffea
Lineage: Eukaryota; Metazoa; Arthropoda; Insecta; Hymenoptera; Eulophidae
Gene: meigo
Product: solute carrier family 35 member B1
Exons: 2
Coding region: 114-1079 (321 amino acids)
Biological process (GO): UDP-galactose transmembrane transport
Cellular component (GO): Golgi membrane; endoplasmic reticulum membrane
Molecular function (GO): UDP-glucose transmembrane transporter activity; UDP-galactose transmembrane transporter activity
Source: RefSeq, a predicted model, not a curated record
GCUGAUCGCUGUAAACACGCAGACAGCGGAAGUAUCGUGUCAAUCGUGUGUUACGAGCUCCAGGGUAAGAAAGGAUUGUGUUAUCGCAGAUGAGCCAAGAAAGUUAAGUGAAAAUGACCCACACACAUCCAGGAGCCGGCAAAUUUUUAUUUUGCGUAGCCGGCAUAUUCGUCUGUUACUCUUAUUUUGCUAUUCUGCAGGAGAAAGUUACCAGGGGCGAAUAUGUUGAUGGUGAUGUUAAUGAGAAGUUUACUUACAUGUUUGCCUUAGUCUUUGUACAAUGUGUUGUCAACUGUUUGUUCGCCAAAGUACUGCUCAUGACUGUGAUGAAACAGGGUGAAGAUACCACCAAGAAUUUGUACUAUAGUGUAUGUGCUCUCACAUACUUGUUAGCCAUGGUCUGCAGUAACAUGGCAUUGCAGUUUGUCAAUUAUCCAACGCAGGUGAUUGGUAAAGCUGGCAAGCCUAUUCCGGUUAUGAUACUUGGAGUAUUACUAGCUGGAAAGAGCUAUCCAUUAAAGAAAUACUUUUUUGUGACACUUGUUGUUGCUGGAGUAGUUCUGUUUAUGUACAAAGAUAAAGUUUCUAUAAAAAAAAUUGAAGGAGAAAGCUUUGGUCAAGCUCUUUUGCUGCUGUCAUUGACAAUGGAUGGUCUUACCAGUGCUGUACAAGACAGAAUGCGAACAGAGUAUAAAUCAAAGUCUGGACACAUGAUGUUUAAUAUGAAUGUAUGGUCUGCUGUCAUUAGUGGUGCUGUUAUUAUACUUACUGGCGAAUUUGUAAGCUUCCUCAAGUUCCUUCAAAGGCAUCCAGCAGCAUUGCAGCAUAUCUCUACUCUAUCAAUAUGUGGAGCUUUGGGACAAUACUUUAUUUUCUUGACUGUCUCUGAGUUUGGUCCUUUAGCUUGUUCCAUUGCUACAACUACAAGAAAAUGCUUCACAGUAUUAGCCUCUGUCAUGUUCUUUGGCAAUACAUUACUUCCCAGGCAAUGGCUUGCUACUGGUAUUGUGUUUUUAGGACUUUUUUUGGAUGCCUUUUAUGGAAAAACUCAAGCUGUGAAAAAAACUCUAGCCAAAUAACUGGAGUACACUAUUUAGAUUCAAUUUAGAUGAUUUAAUUCAAAUUUUUUGCAUCAUGCCGUCUACGAAUUUCCCUGACAUCAUUACUCUUUUUUUUUAUUUUUGAGUAAUUAAUGUUUACUCCAUCGCAAGGCAGAUUGAUGCUUUUAAAAAAACUUUGUUAUUCAUUACUGUUUAUUAUAAAAAGUCUUUUUAUGUGAGUCUUGUGGUUCAGCUCAUUUUGUAAGCUAUGAUGUUGAGAAAUAGUAUUAUUAGGUAUUUUUAUACACUUGGAAAAUGUACAAUUUAUAUAAUAGGAAAAUAAUAAUUAAUCAUCUUAUUUAGUGUGACGUCGGGGUCACUCUCAGGUACGCUUGGAGUAUGCGUAAGUUCAGGGCUGCUCUGAUUUGGCUUGCGUGCAACGCAUAAGCCGGGACGAGCAAUAUUGUUGCGCAGAGAAACUACUAACCGGGAAAUAAUAACUGAAUGUUAUUAUUGAACAUACCAGACUCUCACUUAAUGUCAUCUUAAAGGACUCUAAGGGAAAUUCGCCAGACUCACGCUUAACGAAUUUCCAGAAAGAAAGGGGAACUAGAGAAAAAUAAAAAAAAGGAAAGAAAGAAGAGAAAAGAUAACCAGAUACAAAAUUCACUUACUUUUUAUUUUAUUAGACUGCUUUAUAUUUAGGCCGCGUACUCUCUGUUCUUUAACCUCUAUCUCUCUCUCAAUUCUGGAUGCACUUGGCUGACUUCUUGGUUAACUUCUUGGUACUACUUUACACUACUGAUUCUUCUAAAAAAAUUUUCUAUCCUUCUGUCUUUCUUCCAGCACUGGUCCCGCAGUCUUGUACAGAGCUUUUUAUAAGCAGUGGGUGGUUGGGUGGAAACCCCCUUCUUCCGGCUGAUGACAUGAUGACGAUUAAAAUUUUCUAUAUGGGUGGUAUUUGUAAUUGAUCAUUACGGUUUUACUUUUGUUUUCGCUUAAAACAUGAAAUUAUUUAUUAGUUAUUUUGUUCUUGCACGGGUUGAACUGGAUAAAUAAUAUAUCUUAAAAAGUUGCGCGUUAUGGUACGAUGGUUAUUAGAACAAUCACUAUUUGAUUUCCUAUAAUAGUAACUUACAAAAUUGAUUAAACCUAUUUAAUAUUACGGAUAUUCUCUUAGUGUUUUCUUUAUUUUUCGACUAAAAUGAUUUUCAGAAUGAGAACUCAAUUAUAGGUCUGAGGAAGCCAUAAUUAUCUAUUAAUAAGAAAAAUUUCCCGAUUUCAACAAUUUUAUUUUAUUCAAUGGUAAAUUGCAAAGUUUCUUACAAAGAGAAAAUUCGGUGGGAAAAAAAGAUAGAUUAUAUUUUUAUGGCCCCUCUUCUUAUCGGCGGGAUAGUGCUUCAAGAUAUAUACGCGAUGAUCGUAGGCUCCUGUCAACACAUGCGAGUGGGACAAAGCAGGAUAAUGCAGCGAUUGUAAGGCCGGGUACACAGGUUUGGUCCGCUAUCAGGUUUUAUAUUAACACCAUGGGAAAUCUUAGUAACGACUCUCAAUCCCUCUCUUUUUAUAUAUCUUGAAGGUCCUCAUUCUGUUCUUAAUAUUAAUUUCUAUUAAUUAAUUAGGAUUAAAAAAAACUAAAUUACGGCCUGCCGUUACAUUAGUAUCACAUCUCAUAAGUACUUCACAUGUUUACACAGUAAUAACUAUUUAAAAAAUCAAUGAACGUAGUUGAUCUAUAUAUUUUUCAAAAUUCUCUAGUUAUAAGUUUUUAUCAGUCUAUCAAGUGUAUUGUAAAAAUUACUGAAAUGAAUUUAAAUUGGUUGAAAAUCAGAUGUAUCUUAUUUCUUUAAUGAUAAAUUAGAAGCUUACUAUAAAUGUAAACAAAAUUGUGAUGUUUUGAUGGUGCAAUUUAUGAUGAUGCAAAAAGCAAAACCAAUUAUAAAUAAAAUUCAACUAA